Messenger RNA from Ricinus communis (castor bean), 2350 nucleotides. RefSeq names its product cytochrome P450 71B10. The transcript is spliced from 2 exons. NCBI's taxonomy places the organism in Eukaryota, Viridiplantae, Streptophyta, Magnoliopsida, Malpighiales, Euphorbiaceae. The record is from RefSeq and is a predicted model, not a curated record. Bases 81 to 1676 code for a protein of 531 amino acids. Gene Ontology annotation, molecular function: oxidoreductase activity, acting on paired donors, with incorporation or reduction of molecular oxygen; monooxygenase activity; heme binding.
UAACGUAUUUGGGAAAUUAUUACCUGCAUAUAAGAGGCCUAACUUAUUUCCAUGGUUAGCUUACGGCUACUAUAAAUUAAAUGAAUGAAAAUUUUAGACUAAACCCAGAAAGAAAAAACAUCAAAUCCAUGGCUUCUCUUUGGCAACUUUCUCUUCUUUUACUACUCCCUCUGUUAUUUUUCUUCUUGAAAAGGAAACUACAAGCUAAGACUCGUAUAAAGAAUCAUCCCCCAGGCCCUCCUAGCCUUCCAAUUAUCGGCAAUUUUCACCAACUUGGAGUAUUGCCUCAUCAAUCUUUGUGCCAAUAUUCUAAGAAAUACGGUUCUGUCAUGCUCGUAAAACUUGGUCGUGUUCCUACUGUUAUCAUUUCUUCUUCAGGAGCAGCAAAGGAACUCUUCAAAACUCAUGAUCUGAACAGUUGUAGCAGACCUCUUUUGACUGGUAGCGGAAAGCUAUCUUACAACUAUCUUGAUAUAGCUUUUACACCUUAUGGAGAUUACUGGAGAGAUAUGAGAAAGCUUUGUGUUCUUGAACUCUUUAGUGCUAAAAGAGUGCAGUCUUUUCAAUUCAUUAGAGAACAAGAGGUGUCUUUGCUAAUUGAUUCCAUUUCUAAAUCUUCUUCUUCUUGUCCUGUAGAUCUGAGUGAAAAAGCUAUGACCCUUACUGCUAAUAUAAUAUGUAGAGCAGCUUUUGGCAAAAGUUUCCAAGAAAGAGGAUUAGGCCAUGAAAGAUUUCAAGAAGUGAUUCAUGAAGGUUUGGCUACGUUGGGGAGUUUUUGUGCAGCUGAUUUCUUCCCUUAUGUAGGUUGGAUUGUUGAUAGAAUAACUGGUCUCCAUGCAAGACUGGAAAGAAACUUUCAAGAAUUUGAUACUUUCUAUCAGAAGAUCAUUGAUGAUCACAUCCAAAAAGGAAGAGAAGACGGGAGUCAACAACAAGAAGAUAUUAUUGAUGUUUUGCUUGAACUGGAAAAAUCUCACCGUGAAGAAUUUGGAGCUUUUCAAUUUUCCAAAGAUCAUAUUAAAGCUAUUCUUAUGAAUAUUUUCUUGGCUGGAGUGGACACUGGAGCAAUAACCUUAGUAUGGGCUAUGACAGAACUUAUUAGAAACCCAAGAGUGAUGAAAAAAGCACAAGAAGAAAUAAGAAGUUGCAUCGGAGAUAAAAGAAAAGUAUCUGAAAUUGACAUUGAAAAGCUUGGAUACUUAAAAAUAGUAUUGAAGGAAACUUUGAGAAUACACCCACCAGGUGUGCUACUAAUUCCAAGGGAAACUAUGGCACAAUUCAGCAUCAAUGGGUAUGAUAUUUAUCCCAAAACUCGAAUUCAAGUAAAUGUAUGGGCGAUGGGAAGAGAUCCAAAAAUAUGGAAGAACCCUCAAGAGUUUUAUCCUGAGAGAUUCUUAGACAGUUCUAUUGAUUAUAAAGGGAUGAAUUAUGAACUGUUACCAUUUGGUGGUGGAAGGAGAGGCUGCCCCGGUAUAACUAUGGGAAUGACCACUGUAGAACUUGCACUUGCAAAUCUUUUGUUUUAUUUUGAUUGGAAAUUGCCUUAUAAUAUGAAGAUAGAAGAUAUCAACAUGGAAGAAGCACCUGGUCUUACUAUCCAUAAAAAAGAACCUCUAUUGCUUGUGCCAACUAUAUACCAACCAGUGUCAAAAACUGAUCAUGUAAUAGCUAGUUAGUUAAUUAUAGCUAGGAAAUAAGCUCUAAUCUGUGCAUUAAUAAUGUAAACUAAAAUGCACCAAUAAAUAAUUUAUUUUAUUUGUGAAAGUACUUUUAUAAGAUGCUUUUGCCUCUGUGAAUCGGAUACGAAGUAUUUUAUAAUUAGAUGCUACAAGCAGAAAGAUGAAGCAUCGAGUGUUCGACGUAGGUUUUAAAGCACCUGCAUUUUGCAGUCCCAGCUCUUGUUUAUCCACUGCCACAUAUCAUGAUAUGGAUGCAACGCGUAUACUACUUUCCAAGAGAUGCAACAGGAGUUUCCAGCCCAGACCCAGAUACAGUUGGACAAACAGAAGGCCAUGCCAUAAUAGCAGAUGGAGGAACUGAGGGUAAUGAGGCAGUGGUAUAUGCAGGCAGAGAUGCAGAGGCAAAUGCGAGAGGAGAUGUGACAGCUAAUCGCAGAGAUGGCAUGUGAAACUUUCAGCUCCAAUUCAUCCUCCAUCUACAAUUCCAUCUACCAAGUGACACCUCAAAUGACACGAUGUGGACAUAGAUUAGAAUUAGAUGUUUAAUUUUAUCUUGUUUGUGGUUUUAGAGUACAGUUGACGAGGAGGUGUGAAAUGCUGUCAACAGUUUCUUUAAUUCUGGUUACAUGAUUCCUGGCUUUAAUGGGAGCUUCAUGGUUCUUGUUCCCAAA